CUAUCCUUGUGUUUUUUGUUUCAUCCAUAAUAAUCGGAUAAGGCGACCACCCCGAUGGACUUGUCUUGAGUUUCCAUUGUAAUAAGACAUAUAAAGAAGUGGUGCUUUAAGAUAUUAUAACUUAAGGCGAACAGCUGUAGUGCAUCAAGUAGAGUGACUCCAAAUAUAUGAAGCGUAAAUAAGUAUUUUUAAUACAACUCUAGACGUUUUGUAACAAUUCUGUUGGAAAAUAUGGAAGAUGGAAAUGACCAUAACUACCGACGAAGCAAAGUCCGACAGGCUUGUCAAAACUGGCAGAUCCUGGAGGAUGAAGGCCUCGCAUACAGUCUCCAGAACGAAGAGAUUACUGAACAUUAUGACAGAAACAGGCAAAAUAGUCGUCUUGUGCGGGAUGAUUUCAAAACAGCACGACGCGAGCAGACAUUUGAGCAGGAAAUGCUCGAACGGUCACGACAACAAGAAGAGGCUGAAGCCGAAGAACUGGCUGCACAGUUAGCCUUAUUGCUCGACGAGGAGCGCCAAGAAGAAGAUGCUAUGAGGCUCGAUGAACAACUGGCAAGAAAGCUUGCUCAAGAAGAUGAUGAAGCUAUCGCGCGAGAGCAACAGGAUCGAGAAUUAGCUCGCAUGCUGCAGGCUAGGGAACGCGUAAAGGCGAAAAAACUUCGGGAGGCGCGCCGACGAAAGGAAGAGGGUCUAAGCAUGGCUUUUCAUACUGUUUUAGAUGCAGAGAAACAUUCUAGUGAGCAGCCCGAAGAAGUCCUUUACGCAAACUUAGCUACACCACUUAAAACACAGGAACGUUCACAUGGUCGAAACCAGGAGUACGCGUCUGUGUCGCAGCAGCCCCGGACCCAACAAGCAGCGGCCCUAUCUGAUGCGGUGCAUCAAUCAUCAAUUUAUCUUCUCCGAAAUUGCGAUGUCAUUAAUUCAACUGAAAGUACUACACCGACUCAUUACACUGUGGCUUGCGCGCCAAUGCGACGUCUCGUUACUGAUCAACCUUCAUACCGUUAUAACCGAAGCGAUGAAAAACAUAUUGAAGAACAUACGACUGCUCAACAUUACAAAGUUGGAAGUCAGAGCGCUCCAUCUCUUAGAAGAGAUACUCAUAUGGCUGUGGAUGACGGCGGUCCAAGUCCUCCAUAUAUGCCAAUGCAGGGCAUUCCAGAACGUGCAGUUCCCGAAUGUAGUUUACGGAUGUCAAGACCAACACAUUCGACCAUAAACUGCACAAAUGAAACAGCGUCGAAGAAGGGCAUCUCCUGCAAAACUCAGUAGUUUAAUGCUGUAUUUAAAAUAUAAAACUACCAUCGAACACACUACUUUUGGCGUUCUUUUUCGUUCAGUUUGGAUCACGUCUUACUCACGUACGCGCGCACAGACAUCUUCUAUAAUUGAUUGCCGCUUCA
Molecule: messenger RNA, 1409 nt
Organism: Varroa destructor (honeybee mite)
Lineage: Eukaryota; Metazoa; Arthropoda; Arachnida; Mesostigmata; Varroidae
Source: RefSeq, a predicted model, not a curated record